Messenger RNA from Apodemus sylvaticus (European woodmouse), 4951 nucleotides. It is a transcript of the gene Ids, whose product is annotated as iduronate 2-sulfatase. Gene Ontology annotation, molecular function: iduronate-2-sulfatase activity. Bases 153 to 1814 code for a protein of 553 amino acids. Lineage: Eukaryota; Metazoa; Chordata; Mammalia; Rodentia; Muridae. The record is from RefSeq and is a predicted model, not a curated record. The transcript has 9 exons.
GGGCCAGCGCCCAGGCCUUUGGGUCGGGGCGGCGGUGUCGCGCAGUCUUCUCUUUUAGAGACUGUGGUGGUGGCGGCGGCGGCGGCGGCGGCUCCCUAAUGGUCCCGCUGUAGCCUCACACCACCUUCUUGGAAGGCUGCGACGAGGCAGAAAUGUCGCCGCCGCCGCCGCCGCCGCCUACCUGGCUCCAGCUUAGCUUCAGCUUGUUGCUAGGCUCCUUCUGCAUCGCCCUGGAGCCCGCAGCGCAAGGCCACUCUGCCACAGAUGCUCUGAACGUCCUUCUGAUCAUUGUGGAUGAUCUCCGCCCCUCCCUGGGCUGCUAUGGAGAUAAGCUAGUAAGGUCCCCAAACAUUGACCAGCUGGCAUCACACAGCAUUCUCUUUCAGAAUGCAUUUGCUCAGCAAGCAGUGUGCGCACCAAGUCGAGUGUCCUUCCUCACCAGUAGGAGGCCUGACACCACCCGCCUGUAUGACUUCAAUUCCUACUGGAGGGUACACUCUGGAAAUUUUUCCACCAUCCCCCAAUACUUCAAGGAGAAUGGAUACGUGACCAUGUCCGUUGGGAAAGUCUUUCACCCUGGUAUAUCUUCCAAUCACAGUGAUGAUUAUCCAUAUAGCUGGUCUUUUCCACCUUAUCAUCCAUCCUCAGAGAAGUAUGAAAACACUAAGACAUGUAAGGGACAAGAUGGAAAACUCCACGCCAACCUUCUUUGUCCUGUGGAUGUGGCAGAUGUGCCUGAAGGUACCUUGCCUGACAAACAGAGCACAGAGGAAGCCAUUCGAUUGUUGGAAAAGAUGAAAACAUCAGUCAGUCCUUUCUUCCUGGCCGUUGGGUAUCACAAGCCACACAUCCCCUUCAGAUACCCCAAGGAAUUUCAGAAGUUGUAUCCCUUGGAAAACAUAACCCUGGCUCCUGAUCCCCAUGUUCCUGAUGGCCUACCACCUGUAGCCUACAACCCCUGGAUGGACAUUAGGAAGAGGGAAGAUGUCCAAGCCUUAAACAUCAGUAUUCCUUAUGGACCAAUUCCUGAGGAUUUUCAGAGGAAAAUCCGCCAGAGCUACUUUGCUUCUGUGUCCUAUUUGGAUACUCAGGUUGGACAUCUUUUGAGUGCUUUGGAUGAUCUUGAUCUAGCCCACAACACGAUCAUUGCUUUCACAUCUGAUCAUGGAUGGGCUCUAGGUGAACAUGGAGAAUGGGCCAAAUACAGCAACUUUGAUGUCACUACCCGUGUACCCCUGAUGUUCUAUGUUCCUGGAAAAACAGCCUCACUUCCUGCAGCAGGCGAGAAGCUUUUUCCGUACCAGGACCCUUUUGAUCCUGCCUCAGAAUUGAUGGAUGCAGGCAGGCACACUGAGGACCUCGUAGAACUUGUAUCUCUCUUCCCCACACUCGCUGGACUUGCAGGACUGCCAGUUCCUCCUCGGUGCCCCGUCCCUUCUUUUCAUGUUGAGCUGUGCAGAGAAGGCCAGAAUCUACAGAAGCAUUUGCAGCUCCAUGACUUGGAAGAGGAUCCAUACUUGUUUGGUAAUCCCCGGGAGUCGAUUGCCUAUAGCCAGUACCCCCGGCCUGCAGAUUUCCCUCAGUGGAAUUCUGACAAGCCAAGCUUAAAAGAUAUAAAGGUCAUGGGAUACUCCAUACGCACCAUAGACUAUAGGUAUACUGUGUGGGUUGGCUUCAGUCCUAGUGAAUUUCUGGCUAACUUUUCUGAUAUCCAUGCUGGGGAACUCUAUUUUGUCGAUUCUGACCCACUGCAGGAUCACAAUGUAUAUAAUGACUACCAACAUGGAAGUCUUCCCCGCUCACUGAAGCCUUGAGUUUUGCCAGCCUCAGAAGGCACAUAGGUGUCUCCUUCCCCCUCUGACUUGUGAAAGGAGGCAUUAGACUUAGUUAUCUUUUCCUACCCAUUGUAUUAGACAUAACCUGAGUGGGAAACAAUCAAAACAUGUAUCAGCAAUCUGACCUACGACUAGGUGGCAGGCGGAUCUUUUCAUGUAGUCCUUCUUAAGUUAGAAUUUGACAUUGGAUUUGGGCUAAGCUGAAACUUUCAUUUUAAAAGCUCCCAUAGCUUCAUUACUACACAAGUACAAAGUGAAUUAAGGUGUAAUCAUAUCUCUAUAUCUAAAGACCAUGCUAGCCAGACAUAAUACUGUACUCAAGAAAUCAUUUGCUUGUUGAAUUUAGUGCAUUUCAGAUGCUAACCAUAUGUCUUAAGUAGCCCAGCGUUUUAAGCAUGUUAACAUGGGAUUAAUUUUUUUUCUCAAAUGUGAAAUUAAAGUUGCUUAUAGAAUUAUUACUUCGUUUCUAAGACUACAGAUUUCAAAUUCAAAGGUAAAAUACCCAUGUGAUGAUCAGUGCGGUGUUUCUUCAUUAAUAAUAAAUAAAUGCUUAGUAUAGUUAAAGUUAGGAAAUUCAGUCUACUAUUUCAAUAGUCUUUAGCCCAAAUAAUAAUUUGUUAGUAAAUACUACAACUCUUGAACUCAGUAGCUAUCUGUUAAAAACUCUGUUAUUCACAAGGAAGAGCAUUUGAAAUGGAACUAUUCCCAGGAUUUGAAUCAUUUAAAAUUGUAUUCAUAUUCAUAUUUAGAGAACUACAGAUAUUCAUGUAUCCUGGAGGCAGGAGAUAUUCUACUUUUUGCUAAAGAAAACAUGUUUAUUAAAUGCAAAUUAUCUUGAGGCUUAAUAGAAACUUUUUAUUAAUAGGGUAUAAGUAGUUUUCAGAAUGUAAUUCUGUAUGCCCUAAGUACGGAAGUAACUAGAAGGGCAUGCAGUAAGGAUAAGGUUAUUUCAUUACUGUCAGCAAAGAGAAGUCCUUUCUCUAACAUGGGGAAAACUGUUCAAUUAUCAGGAGUCGACAGUAGUCUAAAACAUUCUGUGUAUUUGGUUUUGUAUUUAAAUGAGUAAUUUCAAUAAUUUUCUUAAAAAUGGCUCAGUGUCUCAAGGUAAAUGUUUUUAAAACAAAAAUAUAGCAAAUAGCUAAUUAGAUUAAAUUACUGUCAUGUAUUAAAUUGUAACUAAAAAGUCAAGAUACUACUUUGAAGUCUGUAAAAUUUCAAAGACAGAUUGUUGUUUGUACCAAUUGACCUAUGGUAGAGUGGUAGCUAAUAUUCCUUUUUUUUUUUUUCUGGAGCAAUUAAGUAACUGUCUUGGCAACAGCAGUUUGUAGUGCUGGUUUGGGAUUGACGGUCCCCAUUCAUCUCUCCUGAGCCCCAGAUUUGUCUGUUGUCCAGAAACUGGCUUUUUUAGAUGCUUUGCUUCCAUCUUUCCUUGUUCUUGAUCUUUAUUGCUCUCAUGAUGUCCACUCAGUGUCAUUUUUACAAUUUAGUUUAGAAACUUCUCACAGCAUGUUUUCAUCUUGUUUAGCUUCAUUUCCUACUUCAUAGUUAGAGGGACAGAUUUUGACACAAGUUUUUAUUUUACAUCUAUUUAUUGUUCCUGUUUGACCAUAGUGUGUAUAUAUAUAUUUCAUUUUUUUUUUUAAUCUCCCAAAGCACAGUUUUAGUGUUACACCGGUCUGAAUUCUGCUUCCAAUGAAGUCAUAAACCUAGUGAUGGCCACAAGGUAUGUGUGGCUAUUUAAAUUUAAAUUCAUUGACACAAAAUAACAUUUUAAAAAAUUUCUGGUACAUUAUAAUUCACACUUAGAACCUUGCCAUCAUAGCAGACUAGACAGAGAUGCCCUGGAUUCGAGCUAGAUGUGUUCACCUUCAUUGGCAGAUUCCUGCUGUCCUAAAUUUGCCCACAAUGAGCAAACUAUGUGUGGUUUAGGCAUAGAGUAGGGAGUUUGCUGUGGCCAUCAGCUUCUUCCUUCCACUCUCAUCGCCAUUGCCUCUGUCCUUCUUUCUUUCCUUCCCAAGAAAUUUACCUUCCCUCCUUUAUCCUCCCCUGUUCCUUAAAGAAUCCAUGUGUCUUCCUAAAAUCCCUCUUGACCCCUGCCCUUUAAGAACACCGUCAGUGCCUACUAAGGGUCUAGAAAGACCUCAGCUGAGCAGUCAGAGUCUUCCCUGGCUCCACAAUACCCCUUCCCUUGGCUGACUCUCCUUGCCAAUCCUUCCCUCCCUGGUCCUUCAAGCCUUUGUCCCCACUUCUUUGCUUGAACCCCUUCACAGCCAUUCUUCAUAGCCUGGCUCCCCUACCCCCUGCUUAGAGGCUGAGGCUAUCAGGACACUCUAGGCUGUGUUAUGGGGGGAAAUGAACACAUCUAAAAUCUGGUAUUUGCUUAAUUUUUUAAAAGGUAUUUUUUCCUCAUUAUGAGUUUGAUAUGUUAAUUAUACAAAAAUUGGAAAGCAGAAAUGCAUUUAAAAGACAAGAAAAUGUCUGAGUGCUUUAUACUAAGAUUGCCAUAUCUUGUUCUUUUUGGAGGUAUGAAUAUUUUACAUUUCUUGAUCCUCUAUGUUGUUUAUAAUACAAUUUCUGCUCGUGCUUUCUCUCUAAACAUUAUGUAUGGUUGGUUACUAGUGAUUUUUGCAGAUAUUUUAUAUUGCUGGUAAUAUCUGUUAUUACAUAGAUUUAUUGUAAUUUUCUCAACCUUCUUUCAGUUUUUAGAAAUUUAGGUUAUUUCCAAAUUUUCAUUAUUACAAAUAAUACUAUGAUCAAUUUUGUGACUACAAUGUUUUUAUGUAUUUCACAGUAUACCCAUAGGCUAGUUUCUGAGUACCAAAGUAUCAAAAACAGCUUCGCUUUCUCCUCAGUCUUGCUAUGAUAGCAUAUUUAAACUUAGAAAAGAAACUCAAAAUGCCUAUAUUAAAACCAUAAUGCCAAAAAGGAAAGUCUGUAGUCCUAUAAUACUAGAGAAAGGUUGUAUUCUGCUUUGAUGUCUGAUUCUUUGGUGAUUAAUGACAUAAACCAUUAUUCUCUCUGUAUAAUAGUUUGGUAGCUGCAUUUCCAAUUGUGUAAUUUUGUGUGGUCAUGUUAUGGAUCUUACCUUUUAAUGUAAUAAAGCAAAUUGUUCCUUU